Phoenix dactylifera (date palm) is the source of this 1954-nucleotide messenger RNA. The record is from RefSeq and is a predicted model, not a curated record. Lineage: Eukaryota; Viridiplantae; Streptophyta; Magnoliopsida; Arecales; Arecaceae.
AUAGGAGCUGGCCCGAUGCCUCGGGGGAUCAAGCGUAUAGGAGCCACUGGUAUGCCAUUCCCUUUCAGCCGGGAAGCGCUAGCUGGCGCAAGGUGUGCGGCUCUCUGUUUUGGCUUUGGGUCGUCUAGAACCACCAGUACAACGGCCGUGGCAAAAGCAUUACCGCCGCCGCACCUGAGAGAUCUUUCGAGGCCUAAAAACCCGAAUCUGGCGACCAUAGUAUAUACCAUGCUCUCUUCCUCCCCCUUCCACUUCCGCUUCCACUCCCACUCCCACUCCCACUCCCACUCCCCCUUCCCCUACCCCUCUCCUCCCUCGCCCGUGAUUGCGAACCUACCCAGUCUCCCCCGUGUCCCCCCCUACGGCGGCGGCGGAGGUUGUAGGCCGCUGCAGCCGCCGCUGGUGUCUUACAUCCCCUCCCUUGGUGCGCUUGUCCCCUUCCCUGAGAAGAAGCCUUGCUGCGUCCUUCCGGCAGAUGCCGCGGCGUCCAUCGAGAGCAGACAGGGAGCGUGGAGAGGGGAACACGAGGAGGAUGAGGAGGAUGCGCUGCCGUCGGGGCUGCGGCGGGAAUGGCUGCCGAGGCACGUGGCGGUGAUCAUGGACGGCAACUCCCGGUGGGCAAAGGCCAGGAGCCUGCCCACCUCGGCGGGCCACGAGGCCGGCUACAAGGCCCUCCGGGAGAUGCUCCGCCUCUCCUGCGCAUGGGGGAUUCGAGUCCUCACAGUCUUCGCCUUCUCCUCCGAGAACUGGCUCCGACCCAAGGCAGAGGUGGAUUUCCUGAUGAUGCUGUUUGAAAGGAUUCUUAGGGAGAACAUCGGGAAUUUCUUGAGAGAAAGCAUUCGGGUACGCAUAAUUGGUGAUUCCUCAAAGCUCCCAUUUGCUCUACAAAAGUUGGCCAAAGAGGUAGAGGAGAUGUCAAGGAACAACUCGCGAAUUGAAUUGGUUGUGGCAGUCAGCUACAGUGGACGAGGAGACAUAGCACAAGCAUGCCAAAAGAUUUCACAGAAGGUAAAGCAUGGGCUGCUAGAACCAGAAGAGAUUACUGAAUCACUUAUCGCACAAGAAUUGGAAACAACGAGUAUUGAAUUUCCAUGCCCCGACCUACUUAUCCGAACUAGUGGUGAGGCAAGGUUGAGCAACUUCUUACUGUGGCAAUCAGCAUACUCUGAGCUUUUCUUCACAAAGACAUAUUGGCCUGAUUUUGGGGAGGCUGACUAUGUUGAAGCCCUAUUCUCUUUCCAGAAAAGGCAGAGGCGCUUUGGUCAGCGUAUUACCUAGAAUGGUGAAAAUUGUGAAUCUCUUAAUGUUUCUUUUGGCACGUGCAUAAUACUGAGUAUUUGUUGGCUAUUAAGAUUUGUAUGUUAAAUCUGACUAGUAACUUGUUUGGUGCUUUUGCGGAGCACCUUAUUGUGGUCAUAAGCAGGCUUAUCGCUGCCUCUGCGUAAGACAUCAUAUACACAGGCAUGUAUUCUGGAGGAUAUCUCUCUCCGUGCCUGAUCAAACUGUCAUUUGGUCUUAUUUUUAGUCUGCUAGAACGUGUCAAACUAUCAAUGAAAGUCCCGUUGUUGAUUCAGUCAUUGCUGGACUAUCAAAAGAAUUGUCAGACGUAUAUUAUUAAUUCAAAGUACCUGUGGAGGGUUGAAAGAAACUUCGACUGAUGCACAUAUGUUCCUGUUACUGCUAGUGAAGUUCUGACAACUUUUUCAUUGCUGGUGAUGCACGUUCCCUUUGUUGCGUAGCCACCAUAAAUUGAAGGUAAUGCCUGCCUCUGUUUAUAUGACAGUGCUACUACUGCUUGGCUCUAUUGGAGGCGGCAAGUGUAAUAUCUCCAUUCUGGUGUGUUUUAAUUAAUGAGCUAGCUAGAAUUAUGGAAAUACUGGGUACCAUAUGCCAGAUUGUAUUUGGAGAUCUCACUAUAUCUAAUAGGUUGAAGACAGAUUUAUGUUUUAUUAGA